AACUCAUAAUAAAACGACUGUCGUGUUUUGGCUGGUGUUCAGGUUAAGCGGUUGCGCCAUUUCGCAAAUUUGUUCGGAAAACCGGUUAAAUAAAGUUACUGUGUGAAAAUAUGGCGGCGCCCAUGUUGAAGGUUGCAGCCCGUGGCCUUUUGCGGGGUGUGCGCUGCCUGCGCCCGGCGCUGAGAGCCCAUUCGGCCGCCGGACCCCCGUCUCCCGGUGUCCCCGGAUCCUUGUGGCGGCUCGGAAGGCUCAACCAUGUGGCCAUCGCCGUGCCGGACCUGGAUAAGGCGGCGUCCCUGUACCGCGACGUGCUGGGCGCCCAGGUGAGCGCCGUGGUCCCCCUGCCGGAGCACGGCGUAUGCACGGUGUUCGUGGAGCUCGGCAACACCAAACUGGAGCUCCUGCACCCGCUGGGGGAGAAGAGUCCCAUCGCAGGCUUUCUGGCGAAGAACAAGUCCGGAGGGAUGCACCAUAUUUGUAUCGAGGUGGAUGACAUCGAUGCUGCCAUAGUGGACCUUAAGGGGAAGAACAUCAGAACCCUGUCAGAACAGCCUAGGAUCGGCGCUCACGGCAAACCCGUUAUGUUCCUCCACCCAAAGGACUGUGAUGGUGUGCUGGUGGAACUGGAGCAAGCCUAGAUUUUACCCAGGCCCAACACAGAUAUGUCAGCACAUUCCUGACAGGAAUACUUUGGAGUGUAUCAGACAACACUUUGCUGUGGUACACAAUAAAUUAUAUUAGAAAUUAAUGGUUGGAAUAAUCUCGGGUGAAAAGGAAUUAUUUCUUUUGGGAAAAUGUAAAAAAGUGUAAGGUAUAGAAUUAAAGUUGAAGGCAUAGAAUGUUACACAAUUCAGGUAAAAAGCAAGUUAUAAAUUGUAUUGUUCUAAAUUAUAUCUUGUAUAGCUAUGUGGAUUUAAGUGUAUAAUGUGUUAAUUUUAUAAUGUGUAUAAUUUGUUAAUUUUACUAACUAAGCUAGAAAGUGUGGAAACACUGGGACGGCAUUUUUUUUUUUGUUCUAACUACACUGUCAGAAAAAUCAGAUACGCUUGAUCAGUGUUGCACCCUUAUAGUGAAACCUUUCGGUGAUGUUACUCCUUCGGAUCUCUUGAAUAUGUGUAGCAGCCACACCAUGUAAUGAGGACAGUCAGGGCCGGUUAACCCAUUAAACCAGCCAGUUUUGCUUGCACCUAGCAAUGUGCAUUGUGGGGGAGGGGAGAGCUGCCAAAGACACUUGGUGUGGGGGGGAAAGAGCAUCACAAGUGAAGUGCUGUUACUGUUGUCUUGUCAGAAUCAAAAUUAACAUUAUCCAGUAGAUGUUAACAACGUGUGUCUUUAAGUUGGCGUUAAUCUGUAAUUUGUUGCAGUGUUUUUUGUUGGGGGUAUUGGGGCGCCAGCAGUGAACCUUGCCUAGGGUGCGAUGUGGGCUUCCUGCGGGCAGCGGGACCCCAGCGACGUUCUGCCCACCUUUAGCGACAUCGCCCAUUAUUUCAGUACUUCACUACGGAUGCAUCAGACCAAUUUCGGCAAAUAAUAGUUUAUUUAAAAGAAUUUUCUUCGGGAUAAAAGUUUUCUGAUUCUGA
Brienomyrus brachyistius is the source of this 1580-nucleotide messenger RNA. It is a transcript of the gene mcee, whose product is annotated as methylmalonyl CoA epimerase. Gene Ontology annotation, cellular component: mitochondrion. The record is from RefSeq and is a predicted model, not a curated record. Gene Ontology annotation, biological process: L-methylmalonyl-CoA metabolic process. The transcript has 3 exons. NCBI's taxonomy places the organism in Eukaryota, Metazoa, Chordata, Actinopteri, Osteoglossiformes, Mormyridae. Bases 111 to 638 code for a protein of 175 amino acids. Gene Ontology annotation, molecular function: methylmalonyl-CoA epimerase activity.